UGGGUAAAUGAAAUAUGAACCUAUUCAUGUUGUCAUCAGGGUACUCAAUGUUAAAUAUUAUUAUUAUUAUUAAAUCGAAGGUUAUACCAAUACGAGUAUGCUUAAGUAUGUCGAACCUGAAACUUUUUUUCAGUACACAGUAUUGGUACUAUCCACAUAUUCCCUAAAUAAAUACCAAAAAUUCAAAAUAAAGAAAAACUCAAAUUACAAAUGCCAAGAAAUAAGAUAGACAAUACCAACAAAUGCAGUCAAAGCCACAUUUUGAACUGAGUUGACAGGAAAUACAGGCAUUUAUAAAUGUUUAACCAUAUGAUCGAUAAUUAGACCUAUGAUUAGAAAUCUUAUCUAUGGAAUUGUAUUUUCAACACAAACGUACACAAGAACCAAAGCGAGACCCUUGAUAGACACUUCAGAUUAAAGCCUUUCCUUAAUAUAAUGUAGACUUGAAAUUAUCAACAUAUUUUUUUGCAUGGGUCUCUCAGGCAGGAUGCUGGACAUGCUGGAGAGGCUGCAGACCAUCAGUGAGGGGCAGGAGGACGACGAGUCAGACUGCUACGAACCUGAGUAUGAUGUAGACAAGGUGACUCUGUCUCAAGAGGCAGUGGUGUUUGAGAACUCCUCUGACAUUGACAACAUCCUGGGGGAGGCCUACUCAAUAAGAAAGGAUAUCUCCCUGCUCCAAUCGGAGAUACAGCGUCUGAGCACCCACAAUGAACGCUUUGGCACCACUGUGCGGUGUCUCACCUUGCUCAAAAAGGACUCUGACUCCAUCGCUAGGGGGAUCCAGCAACAUGGGGAGGGCCUGUAUGUCUGCCUUCAGGCUCUAGAUGAGAAGAGCAGACGGCUGGAGGAGAAAAAGGGUCCAAAUGCUGCUGUGAGCCGCAUUUCCCGAGCUCAGUAUGACACACUGACCCGUGCCUUCCAUGAUGCCAUGAGUGAUUACAAUAAGGCGGAAGAGAUGCAGAGGUACACAUGUCGGGGGAGGAUUCAGAGGCAGGCCUCUAUAAUGGGGACUGAAAUCACUGAUGACCAGCUGGAUUUGAUGGUGGACAAAGGUGGUGAGGGAUGGGCUGAGCUGUCCCAGAGCCUGGAGAUCCAAAGUGCACGCUCGUCCCGCUCGGCGAUGUCUGACAUCAAAGGCCGACACAAGGAGCUGGUGGAGCUGGAGGUCCGGCUGAAGGAGGUCCAUUCACUGUUCCUGCAAAUGGCCAUGCUGGUGGAGGAGCAGGGAUCCAUGGUUAAUAACAUUGAGGCAAAUGUGUGUUGCACUCAGGAAUACGUUAACAAAAUCAACGUUAACAUGAAGACGGCCCUAAAGUAUAAGAAGAAGAAUCCUUUUCAGCAAUGUUGUCCCUGUCUACCUUGUUGGGGACACAACCAAACUCUUUAG
This is a messenger RNA of Gymnodraco acuticeps, 1390 nucleotides long. RefSeq names its product syntaxin-11-like. The record is from RefSeq and is a predicted model, not a curated record. Gene Ontology annotation, cellular component: presynaptic active zone membrane; synaptic vesicle; plasma membrane. NCBI's taxonomy places the organism in Eukaryota, Metazoa, Chordata, Actinopteri, Perciformes, Bathydraconidae. Bases 470 to 1390 code for a protein of 306 amino acids. The transcript has a single exon. Gene Ontology annotation, biological process: synaptic vesicle fusion to presynaptic active zone membrane; intracellular protein transport; exocytosis. Gene Ontology annotation, molecular function: SNAP receptor activity; SNARE binding.